AUGUAUCGACAACAGCAUGGCGGCGCAGGCGCUGAUCAGCAGUAUCAUGGUACGGCCAUUGGCCACUUUGCGUCGCCUGUCUUUGGAAUCGACCCAGCAUUGCACGACAGUCAACACCUUCUACAGCCGACCUCAAAUGCUACGCCAACGCGACAGUCACCACAUCGAAGGAUCUCCUCCAAUGAAGGCUUGAUGCAGCCUCCAAACACGUCCUCUCCGCGCAACAGUCCAGCUCCUAAUUACAAGCCACGAGAUAGGGCCCGACCUCCCAGGCAUGUCACUGCAGAGACUAUUACCGAUACAUUCGUGAACUUCAUACUGUAUUGCAAUCCCAACUUUCCACUUGAUGUCGACACUUCAGCCCUCAGAACCAAUUUCCAGAGUCCACCAAAGAGCGACAGCAAGGACUUCGACACGUUUCGCCUAUUUGAGCUGGUCAAGAAGCUUGACGCCAAAGAGAUCAAGACCUGGGGUCAGCUUGCACUAGACCUUGGUGUUGAAGCUCCAGACAUCGCAAAAGGUCAGUCUACCCAAAAGGUGCAGCAGUACAGUGUACGUCUGAAGCGAUGGAUGCGAGCAACGCAUAUCGAUGCGUUCUUCGAGUACCUCCUGGGCAAGCAGCACUCUUACUUCAAUGAGAUUCCCCACCCGAGCGAUCCUUAUCCUACGACGGGCAGAGAUGGGGUCAUGGCGGAAGAGGAUCUCGCAAUCAGAGCACUUGACCCUUCGUUCAGACCAAAGCGAGGCAGACGACGAAACUCUGAGACGGAGCAAGACGAGGCGGCAGAUACCGAUCAACCUCACAAGCAGCCACGGCUCAACGAUAAUACAUCAUCCUUCUCUGCUGUGCCCAACUCUGCAGUGCCUAUGAGCGCACACCCGGACAGUUUCAACGACCCAUGGGCAGUAGCUUCGGCAGUAACACCUCAAAGCUUUGCUCCAUGGUCUGGCCGCCUCUCUGCGUCUGCAGUAUCAGCAACGUCGAAUCUAAGAUGGCAGCUCAGCCAGAGCCAGAACCCAAGCACGCCACAUCCAAUGAGCGCAGUGCCUGGCUCAAUGUCGGCGCGUAUUGAUGCAGCAUUUGACGGCAAACCCAAAUCCGCAGUCACGCCUUCCUCACGAAGACGGAGACGGCAUGGUCCAGCAGUGUCUAGUGCUUGGCCAUCCAACAACACGCCUGGUGCGAAGCCACGAGGUCGUCCUCCAGCGAACCGCAAUGUGCAAGAUGGCCCAUUCGGCACUUUCCCAGCUGAUCCUACGAAUGACAAGUCGAAAGGUCAUGUGCAGGAGCCAAAGUCUGCAGUAGAGCUUCCGACGCCACAAACAGUACCACCGACAUACACGAUGCCAGAAGGACGACCAGGAAGACUCUCGCUCCAGGUACCACCACACCAAGGUGGACCCGUGCGGCUCGCCACACCUCCAGCGUUGCAAGUCAAUGGCGAACAUCAAGAUCUCGAAACAAGAAGUGACUCGGAUGAUCCUUCGCGAGCGUCAAUGAUGAUGGUGCCGGCAGUGCAGGGCUCACAUGUUGGCGUCACGAUCGUUCCGGAUGAUGCACCACCUAGCUUCUCUUUCGAGGCUCUGAAGCGAGUGGUAGCGAGCGAUCUCCUUCGAGCGACUAUGCUUGGGCGGCGGCAGCGUCUCACAGGUGAUGAGGCCAAACGGCUUGCAGAUGCUGUACUCGACCGAUUAGCGGUACCUCGGUCAGAGUCGGGUCCAGCUCUCGAUGAUCUUGCUCGCCUCACAGCAGCCUCUUGGCUCGGAGUAGGUGAUCAAUAUGGCGUACCUCUGGGACCUUCUGCAGGACAUGGCAAGCGUAUCCAGGUAACUCGCUUUCGCACGGAUGCCGCCGGCUACGAGGAAAUCACCUAUGAUGAGGAUGAAGAAGGCGUCCGAGAACUUUUUGAUCUCUCGUGGCACGUCAGCCAAGGCGGCUGCAUGGGCACCUUUGAGAUGAAAGGUCUUUCAAUUGCUGGGCCGCCGGCACCAGAGCCAGAGACUACCCAUGAUAUGAUCUUGAGGAAAGGCCUAGAAGCUUUGCGGAGAAUGGACUCCAAAGACCUCCGGAAUGUCGAGACUGAGAACUGGCUGGAGAAGAAUAUGCUGGAUGUCGCGAGGUCUGUCGUGCAAGGAUCGACUGGCAAUGAUGACAAUGUCGAUUGGAAGGCGAAGUAUAGAGCUAUGGAGUUUGGCGCGAAUGUCGCCAAGGGCGAAGUGAAAAGAGUGCGGCAGAGGAUGCUGGAAAAGGUGUUGGAUGCGCUCCUAUGA
Molecule: messenger RNA, 2271 nt
Organism: Fulvia fulva
Lineage: Eukaryota; Fungi; Ascomycota; Dothideomycetes; Mycosphaerellales; Mycosphaerellaceae
Product: ARS-binding protein 2
Exons: 1
Coding region: 1-2271 (756 amino acids)
Molecular function (GO): DNA replication origin binding
Source: RefSeq, a predicted model, not a curated record